AUGAAGAACUUACAAGAAAGGAUUAAGGAGCAAGCCGGCGGAGGCGGCGGCGACGGCGGCGGAAGAGGCGGGGACGAUGACGACGGGAAAGGCGGCGACGGCGGAGGAGACGGGGGGGACGACGGGGAUGAGCGGAAUGGGCGAAGCGACAAUCAGAUUGACGCGCUGCCGUUUCUCAGCCUGGCGUUCGCCGCGUUACACGCAUGCUACUGUAUCGUUAUAGGCUUGAAGGAGAAGGUUCUGCCUCCGGAUUUUCUCCGUACUGCUGCUGGGCUCUCCUCGUUGCUCAUCGCUUCGGCCCUUCGACUGAACUCAACGCGGUACGGAUUCGACUCCUAUGUGCUGGGCCUUGGGGCAUCCGUCGGCGUUUCUGUGUGGUCAGCUGAGCGUUGCUUCCUGAGAAAGGAGCCCUCCCCAUCUGGUGUGGCUGCACUCGGCUCAGCAAUCAUGGCUGCACUCUAUACGUGUGCCCUGUACCGCACUAUUUAA
Messenger RNA from Closterium sp. Naga37s-1, 489 nucleotides. NCBI's taxonomy places the organism in Eukaryota, Viridiplantae, Streptophyta, Zygnematophyceae, Desmidiales, Closteriaceae. The record is from the annotation of a GenBank genome assembly.